ACUGCCAGGAGAGCACGCUCGCCAUCCUUGUUUCACGGUCGCCAUGACAACGAGGCUGCCCGCAACGGCGGCGCGGGCUGGUCGUUGAGGCUGCCUGGUGGUGUGUCCGGCCCCCGGACCUCGCCCUGCGGUGCCCCAACUCCAUCCACCUGAACAAGGGCUAUGAGAAGAUGGUGGGGCAGACAAGGAGUAAGCUCAGGGAAGCGAGCCCCGACAUGCCACACUCCUCCCGCACCGGGCAGGCGAGGAGGAGGCGGAGCGCAGGGACCGUGGAGUCCCAGCAGGAGCGAGGCGCACCCCAGGAGAGGACGAAGUGGUCCUUGCUACAGCAUUUCCUCCUAGGCGGCAGGAAACUGCCCUCGGGAGCCCGCAACUAUGCGGCGCGGAGGAUCCGAAGUCUGAACGCACAAAAUUACUUUCAGCUGGAAGAGGUCACCAAGAUCCUUCUUCUCGACCGCUUCCAAUUCCUCCACAAUCUCCUAGACCACUUUCGCGAAAAGGUGCAGGCACUGCAGAUGCAUCGCUUCUCCCACCGGACCCUCUUUGGCUUAGCUACCUUUGUGGGGAUUUUGCACUGGUUACACUUAAUAACACUUUUUGAAAAUGACCGUCAUUUUUCUCACCUCUCAUCCUUGGAACGGGAGAUGACUUUUCGCACAGAAAUGGGACUUUAUUAUUCCUACUUCAAGACCAUCAUUGAAGCACCUUCGUUUCUGGAAGGACUGUGGAUGAUCAUGAAUGACAGGCUAACUGAGUAUCCCCUGGUCAUCAACACAGUGAAACGCUUCCAUCUUUACCCAGAGGUAGUCAUAGCCUACUGGUAUCGCACAGUCAUAGGAAUAAUGAAUGUAUUUGGAAUAGAAACUAAGACAUGUUGGAAUGUCACCAGAAUGGAGCCUCUUAACGAAGUGCAGAGCUGUGAAGGAUUGGGAGACCCAGCUUGCUUUUACAUUGGAGUAAUUUUUAUUUUAAAUGGACUAAUGAUGGGCUUGUUCUUCAUAUACGGUGCUUACCUGAGCGGGAGUCAGUUAGGAGGUCUGAUUACAGUCGCGUGCUACUUUUUCAAUCAUGGAGAGGCCACCCGUGUGAUGUGGACACCGCCUCUCCGGGAAAGUUUUUCCUAUCCAUUCCUUGUACUUCAGAUGUAUGUCUUAACGACUAUCCUCAGGAACUCCACUGUUCACAAAAAGCACUACAUAGCGCUCUGUUUCUCCAAUGUCGCAUUCAUGCUCCCUUGGCAGUUCGCUCAGUUUAUCCUUUUCACACAGAUAGCCUCGUUAUUUCCCAUGUAUGUUGUGGGAUACAUUGAGCCAAGCAAAUUUCAGAAGAUCAUUUACAUCAACAUGUGUUCUGUUGCCCUGUGCUUCAUUUUGAUGUUUGGAAACACAAUGUACUUAAGUUCUUAUUAUUCCUCAUGUUUGUUAGUGACAUGGGCAAUAAUGCAAAAGAAAAACAAACUCCAAAAAUUGGGAGCCACUGAACUCCAGUUUUGGCUAAUCCAAGGCUGUUCUUGGUGGUGUGGAACAAUUAUUUUGAAAUUUCUGACAUCUAAAAUCUGUGGUGUUUCAGACCAUAUUCGCCUGAGUGACCUUAUAGCAGCCAGGAUCCUAAGGUACACAGAUUUUGAUACCUUAAUAUACACCUGUGCUCCUGAAUUUGACUUCAUGGAACAAGCGACUCCACUGAGAUACACAAAAACAUUAUUGCUUCCACUUGUUAUGGUGAUUACUUAUCAUAUCUUUAAAAAGAUUGCUCGUGAUAUCAUAUGUGUCUUAUAUACAAACACUUAUGCAAGAAAACAGCUUCUUGACAACGGUGAGUUGAUUUUCCACACCUUGCAGUUGCUGGCCUUCACAGGUCUUGCCAUCUUAAUCAUGCGGCUGAAGCUGUUUCUGACACCCCACAUGUGCAUUAUGGCUUCCUUGAUCUGCUCCCGACGGCUCUUUGGCUGGCUUUUUUGCAGAAUUCAUUUUGAGAAUGUUGUCUUCGGCAUUCUGACAAUGAUGUCAAUACAAGGUUGUGCAAAUCUCCAUAACCAAUGGAGCAUAAUGGGAGAGUUUACUAACUUGCCUCAGGAAGAGCUCAUCCAUUGGAUCAAACACAACACGAGACCAGAUGCUGUCUUUGCAGGCGCCAUGCCUACAAUGGCAAGCAUCAAACUGUCCACACUGCAUCCAAUUGUGAACCACCCACACUAUGAGGAUGCAGACUUGAGGGCUCGAACAAAAAUAGUUUAUUCUGCAUAUAGUCGAAAAUCUGCAGUAGAAGUAAGAAACAAGCUGUUGGAAUUACAUGUGAAUUAUUAUGUUCUAGAAGAAGCAUGGUGUGUUGUGAGAACAAAACCUGGUUGCAGCAUGCUUGAAAUCUGGGAUGUGGAAGACCCUUCCAAUGCGGCUAACCCUCCCCUCUGCAGUGUCCUGCUCAAGGACUCCAGGCCGUACUUCACCACAGUAUUUCAGAAUAGUAUGUACAGAGUACUGAAAAUUAACUGA
Messenger RNA from Apodemus sylvaticus (European woodmouse), 2492 nucleotides. It is a transcript of the gene Dpy19l2, whose product is annotated as dpy-19 like 2. NCBI's taxonomy places the organism in Eukaryota, Metazoa, Chordata, Mammalia, Rodentia, Muridae. The record is from RefSeq and is a predicted model, not a curated record. Gene Ontology annotation, biological process: spermatid development. The transcript has 22 exons. Gene Ontology annotation, molecular function: mannosyltransferase activity. Bases 171 to 2492 code for a protein of 773 amino acids. Gene Ontology annotation, cellular component: nuclear inner membrane.